Messenger RNA from Racocetra persica, 322 nucleotides. Lineage: Eukaryota; Fungi; Glomeromycota; Glomeromycetes; Diversisporales; Gigasporaceae. The record is from the annotation of a GenBank genome assembly.
CAGAGAUUCAAGAACUUCGCGCUGCUGCUAAAGCCAAAAGGCUUGAAGAGUGCAAGAAAACACCAUUUGAUUUUUAUGGCCCUCUUAACGAGAUGAAUGAAUUUUAUCGAACGCAUGGUCAAUACAUCGACCGUGGGCAUAAGAAAAUUAGAGCGGAGUUUGGUCCACCAAUUCCUGAACUUCCUUACACAGUAACCCAUAAUCCAACGCAUUUUAAUGUUGACCCACUUCAGACUCGUCUACUAAACAAAGCUCGAAAUCCACCCAAGAGCCAAGAUAAAGAUCAAACACAAUCGCUAUAUGUUUAUUCAAAAGUUUCAGG